AUGCGUGCCAAAUCCCACACUCCUGGCGGCGCGAACUCCUUGGGGCCCGAUGUGAUCAUCAACUCCGUCGACUCCUACCGGAUCCGCAUUGCGGUCUCUGGCACCUCCCUCGAUAAAUACCCUGCCAAACAGCACGCGCGCAAGGUCGCACGCAAACUCGGCGUCUCGCAUGGCCUGAUCUUUCUCGCCGGUCAACCCACCGUAAAUUGGCGCGACUCCGACCAAUCGCGACCGUUCCGACAGCGACGAUACUUCUAUUAUCUCAGUGGCGUGGAUGAGCCCGACUGCUCUUUAACAUACGAUGUCGCAUUGGAUAUAUUGACGCUCUACGUGCCGGACUUUGAUCUGCACCGGGCGAUCUGGAUGGGACCGACCCUUUCGCGCAAGGAUGCCCAGGAUCGAUACAAUGUUGAUCGGGUUCUCUAUCAGUCAUCGCUGAAGCCGGAAUUGGAGUCAUGGUUGAGCCAGCGAGUCCAGAACAGCGCCUUGUAUGUGGUGCACAAGUCGGAAAUACCUGAAGGGCUACCGACAGAGCUCCCUCUGGACACGAAGCAACUCAUGCCCGCCAUGAAUGCGGCUCGAGGUGUCAAGGACGAAUACGAGAUUCGCAUGAUCCGCCAAGCCAAUAAAGUGUCGGGACUAGCACAUCGGAGGAUCUUGGAAAGCAUCCAGAAGAUGACGAAUGAGUCGGAGAUCGAAGGGUUGUUCCUCGAAACUUGCAUCUCUCAUGGCGCUCGGAAUCAAGCGUAUCAGAUCAUCGCGGCAUCCGGCCCGAACGCGGCUGUUCUCCACUAUGACCGGAAUAAUGAGUCUCUCUACAAGAAGCCUCUUGUGUGUCUCGAUGCUGGAGCCGAAUGGAGCUGCUACGCCAGUGAUGUGACGCGGACAUUUCCGCUCUCUGGGGAGUGGCCCAACUCGUAUGUCCGGGACAUUUAUAGAUUGGUUGAGCGUAUGCAGGAGGAAUGUAUCAAGCAGAUUCGGAGAGGAACGCGUUUCCUGUCUCUGCAUGACCUGGCCCAUGAUAUUGCCAUUGAUGGGCUUUUGACUCUCGGUGUCCUCAAAGGCGGCAAGCAUUCGGAAAUCCGAGCAUCAGGCGCCUCAAAGGUCUUCUUCCCACAUGGGCUUGGCCAUCAUGUCGGACUCGAAGUCCACGAUGUCUCCGAGUCUUCAAUCAUGGCGAUGCACCCAGACUUUGACCAGGAGCAAUAUGGCCCGGUCUUGAAUGCAACUGCCAGUCUUUCACCUUGCACCGUCUCCGCGCCCCUGCUGGAAGAGGGCAUGGUGGUGACUGUGGAGCCUGGCCUCUACUUCUCACCGCUGGCUCUUGCGAAUGCGCGAAAGCAGCCAUUCGCCAAAUAUAUCGAUUUUGAUGUUGCCGAAAAAUACGUGCCGAUUGGCGGCGUGCGGAUCGAGGAUGACAUCCUGGUGACCACCAAUGGCUAUGAGAACCUUACCACCGCGCCCAAGGGCGAAGAGAUGCUUGCGGUUAUUCGUGGGUCUGCGUAG
Messenger RNA from Penicillium argentinense, 1506 nucleotides. Its product is annotated as aminopeptidase P family protein. Bases 1 to 1506 code for a protein of 501 amino acids. NCBI's taxonomy places the organism in Eukaryota, Fungi, Ascomycota, Eurotiomycetes, Eurotiales, Aspergillaceae. The transcript is spliced from 2 exons. Gene Ontology annotation, molecular function: manganese ion binding; metalloaminopeptidase activity. The record is from RefSeq and is a predicted model, not a curated record.